UGCGCGAUGACGCGCCGGGACGUGCCCGCUAUAUGAGCCCCGGCAGGCGCUGACUCGGCCCUUUCCGCCUCGCUCCCGCCCGCUCUCGGGUCGCUGCGCAGAGACCCGCGCCGCCGCCGCCCGUCGCCGCCGCCAUGAUCAUCUACCGGGACUGCAUCAGCCAGGACGAGAUGUUCUCGGACAUCUACAAGAUCCGGGAGGUGGCGAACGGCCUGUGCCUGGAAGUGGAGGGGAAGAUGGUCACCAGGACAGAGGGUCAAAUUGAUGACUCUCUAAUUGGUGGCAAUGCCUCUGCUGAAGGUCCUGAGGGAGAUGGAACAGAAGCCACGGUCAUAACCGGUGUCGAUAUAGUAAUAAACCACCACCUUCAGGAAACCAGCUUUACAAAAGAAUCCUACAAGAAAUACAUCAAGGAUUACAUGAAAGCAAUCAAAGCCAGACUUGAGGAACACAAGCCAGAGAGAGUAAAGCCUUUCAUGACUGGGGCUGCAGAACAAAUCAAACACAUCCUUGCUAACUUCAAAAACUACCAGUUCUUUGUAGGAGAGAACAUGAAUCCAGAUGGCAUGGUGGCUCUUCUGGAUUUCCGUGAGGAUGGUGUGACCCCGUAUAUGAUUUUCUUUAAGGAUGGCUUAGAAAUUGAGAAAUGUUAACAAAUCAAACAGUAUGGUUUUGGAUCACUUGUCUUCAUAGCUGGCUGCUGUUUCUUCUUCAUUGGCACAACACCAGGAAUCGGCAAUGUCUAACUGGACUGAUGUCAUCUUGAGCUUUAUUCACUUAUUUUGACCCUGAUUUGGAGUGGAGGCAUUGUUAUAAAAAAAAGAAAAAAAAAAAACCCCAAACAUCUGUCAUGUAGGUUGUCUAAAAUAAAACUCAUUUAAACCCA
Falco peregrinus (peregrine falcon) is the source of this 886-nucleotide messenger RNA. It is a transcript of the gene TPT1, whose product is annotated as tumor protein, translationally-controlled 1. Bases 135 to 653 code for a protein of 172 amino acids. The record is from RefSeq and is a predicted model, not a curated record. The transcript is spliced from 6 exons. Gene Ontology annotation, molecular function: calcium ion binding. Lineage: Eukaryota; Metazoa; Chordata; Aves; Falconiformes; Falconidae. Gene Ontology annotation, cellular component: cytoplasm.